Podarcis raffonei (Aeolian wall lizard) is the source of this 1326-nucleotide messenger RNA. It is a transcript of the gene ANKRD49, whose product is annotated as ankyrin repeat domain 49. NCBI's taxonomy places the organism in Eukaryota, Metazoa, Chordata, Lepidosauria, Squamata, Lacertidae. Gene Ontology annotation, molecular function: protein binding. Bases 408 to 1130 code for a protein of 240 amino acids. The transcript has 4 exons. The record is from RefSeq and is a predicted model, not a curated record.
UGCGCAGCCGCAGCAAGGGUGAAAGAGUGACACGAAAGGCCCGAGGAAGGCCGGAAGUCCCCCGGCGCCUGGGGUUGCUGCCGGUCAUUCCUUGGCCCCGCCCCUUCCCCCGGGCUGGAGGCGGGGCCUUUGGAAACCUGAUGCUUCUGGUUCUGGAGCGCUGCAGCUUGUUGCAAAAAAGAGAGAGAGAGAAUCACGACAUGUGUCUGCUAAGCAACGCUGAGUUCAAUGGGACUUCUUGCUCAAGGUUGCCAUGAUGUCGAUGCGAUCUAUGCCACUAGCCUUUGCUAGCUGUUUCUACGUGCUUGUAAAUUCUGCUGAUGAACAAUCAGGAAAUGAAAUGAGCUAGAAGAGGAGAAGGAACUAUUUCACGUGUGAAUUGGGGCUUGAGAACUCAAGUCUGCAGAAUGAAUGAAAGUGGGAAGUCCUCAGAGAAGAACAUAGAGGAGGAUGCAAAAGAUUAUAGAGACUUUCCUGAGAGCUUUAACCAGCUUGAAUUGUUGGAGACCCACCGGCACCUGAUCCCCACCGGAACACAGAGUCUUUGGUCUGGAGAUUCUGACGAUGAAGAUCAGGAAGAAAAAACCGAGGAAUGGUACCAGGCUCAAGAGAAGAAGCUGGAAAACAACCCAGAUAAGCUUCUGCUUUGGGCAGCAGAAAAAAAUAGACUCAGCACGGUGCAAAGGCUCCUGUCUCAAAACCUUGCUCCAGUAAAUGUCCAGGAUGAAGAUUUCUAUACCCCUCUCCACCGGGCUGCCUAUAACGGGCACUUGGAAGUUGUACGGGAACUGAUUGCCCACGGCGCGGAUGUCCAUGCCUUGACAGUGGAUAGCUGGACUCCCCUGCACAGUGCCUGCAAGUGGAACAACACCAAGAUAGCAUCGUUCUUGCUCCAGCAUGGGGCAGAUAUCAAUGCUCAGACCAAUGGCUUGCUGACUCCACUUCACCUUGCAGCAGGGAACCGGGAGAGCAAGGAAACCCUCGAACUCUUGCUCAUGAAUCGCUACCUAAAGCCAAAUCUCAAGAACAACUUGGACGAGACAGCAUACGAUAUUGCCAGGAGGACUGAUAUAUAUCACUACCUGUUUGAGAUUGUCGAAAGUUGCACAAAUUCCGUGUCCGAUUCUUAGAAGUUGCAUACGUUUGAAUGUCGAAACACACACACUGCCAGCGCCUUUGUAAGAAGUUCUCUUUGUAAUUGCACUCAAAAGUCGGUGCUUUCAACCCCACCUCUUUGGUGUAGCUUUACUCUGUGAGAUGCUGAAAUGAGGUCUCGUUUUGUUACGAUGUCAUUAUUUUUAUACUAUAAACCACUCUACCCUUAAA